Eutrema salsugineum is the source of this 474-nucleotide messenger RNA. Its product is annotated as probable leucine-rich repeat receptor-like serine/threonine-protein kinase At3g14840. Gene Ontology annotation, molecular function: protein binding. The record is from RefSeq and is a predicted model, not a curated record. NCBI's taxonomy places the organism in Eukaryota, Viridiplantae, Streptophyta, Magnoliopsida, Brassicales, Brassicaceae. The transcript is spliced from 6 exons.
AUGGCAUCGACCGGAGGUAGAUGGAGAAACCCAAAUGCACCUAACGGUUCUGAAGACUCCUUGACUUGCAACUGCUCAUUCCUCAACGGCACGGUGUGUCAUGUCACAAGCAUUAAUCUCGCCAGAAAUUUCCUAACUGGUUCAAUACCUCCAGAAUAGGGAGCCUUGCCUCUUGUCUACCUCACACUUUCAAGAAACCGAUUAACUGGUUCAAUCCCCAAAGAAAUUGGAAACAUUGCUUCUCUGGAAAGACUUGUCGUCGAAAACAAUCAGCUUUCUGGGACAUUACCUCCAGAGAUCGGGAGUUUAUCGAAUCUUCGAUGACUGGUUCUCCAUUCAAGUGGUUUGGUUGGACCCAUACCAAUGUCAAUUGCUGGUCUUACGAAAAGGAGAGAACUAAAAAUCAGCAAUAUGACUGGACCCAGAUCUCCAUUUCCACCACUGAAGAAUAUGCAAAUAUUGAAGACGUUGUAA